Pocillopora damicornis (cauliflower coral) is the source of this 1515-nucleotide messenger RNA. RefSeq lists its product as uncharacterized. Lineage: Eukaryota; Metazoa; Cnidaria; Anthozoa; Scleractinia; Pocilloporidae. The record is from RefSeq and is a predicted model, not a curated record. Gene Ontology annotation, molecular function: protein binding.
AUGACUGGCUACCAAGUGGAAUAUCAAAUGAUUGGUCAAGGAGGAGAACCUGUACCUAUUUCGAAGAUGUUUUCAGAGUUGGUACUACCGAACAUGAAGUCUUUUGUACUAAACAACCAGUCAGUUUUUACCUCAUUCAAGUUUAGGAUUGCAGCCGUGACAGAAGCUGGUAUAGGAGUUUUUAGUGAAGAAGUUAUCGGAGAAACUUGUCGUUGCGAAAAAGGAUUCUCAACAGCGUUGAAAUCGACUGCCCUCGAUGAAAAUGGAGUGCUUCGUGAAAUAAUCACCGAUGUUAUCGAACAAUCUUGUGGCCAAUGUCGGGAUUACGGCAAAACGCAACUUAGGAUUGUAGAGAAAAAUAACCCAGAAUCAGAAGUGAGCUUCCCCGUCACGGCGAGUUCAGUACGAGUCAGUGAGUUCAGCAAAUACAUAGCUGUGAUUCAAGUGCCAGGGAUGUUGGUUAUCAAACGACGAAAUGAUAACCCUGGGAUGUACCAGAAAGUUUUAAAGUCGUCAGUCUUCGAUAACUGGCCAAUAUUUGUUUUCGCUCUCUUGACUAUGAUACUUGCUGGGAUGAUCAUUUGGAUUCUUGACUUUAGUGAGAAAGGAGACUCCUUUCCGCGCUCGUUUAUCAAAGGAGUAGCAGAAGGAUUCUGGUGGUCCUUUAUAACCAUGACGACAGUUGGUUACGGAGACCGCUUCCCAAAAGGCGUUUUGGCAAAGGCAUUUGCUAUUCUGUGGUUUCUGGUUGGACUUAUUAUCUUCACAUUUUUUGGCUCUGCGGUAACGGCACUGAUGACAGUUACUGUAAUCACAGGGGGCCCGACUUUAACGCAAACAAAAACAAAGGUAUCAGCUGUUGCUAAUUCUACUGAGUUCAACCUCGCAGCCAAAACUCUGAGCGGAAAAUGGGAGAUCGGAAAACCGUAUGGCACCAUUAAGGAUCUUGUUAAUGCACUACGAUUUGGUAAAACUGACGCCAUUUUUGUUGACAUGUAUUUGCCGACGAAGAGACCAGACUGGUUCAAUGGUUCCUGGUAUGAGGUGGAACACAUUGUUGAAACUGAUAUGUCUUACGGAAUUGUUCUCCGAGGACAAGCUAUGAAACUGCACAGAGCUCUGAAAGAUUUGAUUAGACAGAAUAAUGUGCAAUCCAAAUAUCUUACUUCUGGGGAUGAAACUGCGGUCGUCGCACCUGUCCAUUCCCAUGAUACAACGUUCUUUGAAGUCAACAGUCCUUUCUUCAUUGUGACAAUCCUUGCAAUAAUUUCCAUGUUCAGUUGUGCCGUUGUCUGUGGGCUCAUGUAUGAGAUUCUACGUCGAAGAAGGGAAAGGAAACGUGCAGCUUUGUCAAAAAGGAACAAAGAAGCCUUGUCCUAUGAGCUUCGCGAAGUGGUCCAAGCAUUUAGAGAUUCGUUCUCAGCCAGAUUUUCCGCUAUGAAGAGAAAACACAAGAGACAACUGAAAUAUCUGAGCAAGAUAAGGGGCGGACUUACCUGUGAAACUUACCUGUGA